Periconia digitata is the source of this 986-nucleotide messenger RNA. NCBI's taxonomy places the organism in Eukaryota, Fungi, Ascomycota, Dothideomycetes, Pleosporales, Periconiaceae. The record is from the annotation of a GenBank genome assembly.
ACAUGCCGGCAAUGAAUACAGUCAUGCGCUCUCGUUUGCGCACUCUGCCACGGACUGCCUUCGUCGCAUGCCUUCAACAGUCGCCAUCGCGUUCGUUGUCCACCUCAACAUGUAGACGUUUGCUAGCAACCACGGCAACACCGCGGGUGCAUCGUGCUGAAAACGCCCAAAACCAGGCAGUGGCAGCAAUGGGCCGCACCAAAUCAGGCAAGGCGCUUGCGAUUCGACGGUACCCCAAGUUUGAGAAUCUGGAGGAUGAGAGACUAUACAGAAAGCAGCACCUCGCUGCGGCUUAUCGAGCUUUUGCGGCGAGAGGAUAUGAUGAAGGGGUCGCCGGGCACAUCAGUGUGCGUGACCCCAUCUUGACUGAUCAUUUCUGGCUGAAUCCAUUGUCCACUCACUUUUCUCUGAUUAAAGUCUCCGACCUCAUCCUUGUGAAUGAAGCAGGGGAAGUUGUACACGGUAGUGAACCAAUCAACGCUGCUGCCUUUGCUAUCCACUCUGCUAUACACCGCGCAAGGCCAGAUGUACACGCUGCUUGUCAUGCACAUUCAACCUACGGCAAAGCAUUCUCCGCGUUUGGUAGGGAGCUUGACAUGAUUACGCAGGACAGUCUGAGGUUCUAUAAGAGCCACGGGGUAUACAAGCAGUUCGGCGGCGUGGUACUGGCUAGCGACGAGGGCGAGCGAAUAGCUGAGGCUCUGGGUAAAGGCAAAGCAUGCAUAUUGCAGAACCAUGGCAUUCUUACAUGCGGCCAUUCAGUCGAUGAGGCUGCAUUCUGGUUCAUUUCUCUCGAUAAGACAUGCCACGCCCAGCUAUUGGUAGACGCCGCGGCUGCAGCGAGUGGGCAUGAGAAGAAAAUCAUCUCUGAUCAUGAAGCAGCCGAGUCUUACAAGCAAGUCGGUACUCCAGAGAAAGGAUGGCUUGCUUUCCAGGGUUAUUACGACGAGAUAGUUGCUAAAACAGGGGGAGACUUCUUACAGUAA